UCUUUCAUUUUUACAAGAAAAUUGUGAUAGGAAUGGCAGACGCACCUUCGUCCAGUGCGCCUAAGGCUAAGGCGCCUAAAACAAAGGCCCCCAAAGAGAAGGCUCCCAAGGCCGCCCCAGCUGCUCCUGCGGAACCACCUAAAGCCGUGCGUAAAGUGUCGUCGAAGCCUCGUCAUGGUAGACUGUACGCUAAAGCUGUGUUCACAGGAUACAAACGUGGACUACGUAACCAGCACGAGAACACAGCACUUCUAAAGAUUGAAGGGGCUAGAGAUCGUACAGAUGCAGACUUUUAUGCUGGCAAGCGAUGUGUGUAUGUUUACCGAGCCAAGAAGAGGACACCAAUCGCUGGUGGUCCCCGUGGCAAGAAGACCAAGCUUCGUGCUAUAUGGGGCAAGGUGACCCGCCCACAUGGAAGUUCCGGCAGUGUGCGUGCUCGUUUCAAGAGCAAUUUGCCUGCACAUGCUAUGGGACAUAGGAUACGAGUGAUGCUGUAUCCUUCGAGGAUCUAAGAACCUGUUUAAUUAUAAGCU
Diatraea saccharalis (sugarcane borer) is the source of this 533-nucleotide messenger RNA. The record is from the annotation of a GenBank genome assembly. Lineage: Eukaryota; Metazoa; Arthropoda; Insecta; Lepidoptera; Crambidae.